AUUAUUAUGCAGAAGAGAUGCGUGGGUGACUUUGUGUUAAUUCAGUUUUGAUAAAGAUUCCCUAUUGGAAGUUAAAAGAAUUCUGAAUGUGGAUUCUCUUGGGAUUGUAUAUCUUGGUCAUGCAUGAAAAUUUAUCUGGACUAUUUUUUUUCUUUUCAUAAUCUUCAUUGUUUUGAGACAUAUUUUAUCUUUACAUGGAACAAACAUAACAAGUUCAGGAGAUUACCCCAGGACCCAAUGGAUUGAGACAAUUUUUGCCUAAUUGCCAACAUUCCAUCCCUCGUGAAGGUUGUUGAGAAAAUAAUUGGCUUAUAGUUCCAGACCAUCCAGGAAGAAUUGGAUUAUUUGGCCCCCCUUUCAGUCAGGAUUCAGGCCUAGUUGUAGUAUCAAGACUAUUGUAAUAUGUUCAAUCUGGUGCUGCACUUAAAAGACAAGUCUUUUAAAAAUCAGUCUAAUUCAAAACUGUCACGGUGUUCUUUUUUUUCUUGUACAGUGCCCAUGCAGUUUGCAAAGUUGGAAAAGCAAAUGCAGUUCUAAAGUGCAUACAGGAUAAUAUCCUAUUAUCAGUAUGGCAGAUGACAAUGAAGAAUUGCCAGCAGAGGAAGAUCUGCCUGAAUCAGAGGAAAAUUUGGAACAGCUGAACAUGGGCAGCCCACCUGAACGGAGUGGUCAUGUGGCUGUUACCGAUGGAAAAUGCAUGUUUGUUUGGGGCGGAUAUAAGAAUGCUCAAGUGAGGGGCAUUUAUGACUUCUAUCUGCCAAGAGAUGAAAUCUGGAUCUAUAACAUGGAAACUGAACGAUGGACAAAACACAGAACCACGGGAGAUGUGCCUCCAUCUAUGUCAGGAAGCUGUGCUGUCUGCAUGGACAGGGUUUUUUAUCUGUUCGGAGGGCACCAUGAUUGUGGCAACACAAAUAAGUUCUACAUGCUAAAUUCCAGAUCAAAUGACGGAGUGUUGCAGUGGGUCAGAGUGGACUGCCAGGGUAUUCCUCCAUCAUCAAAAGACAAGCUCGGAGUAUGGGUUUAUAGAAAUAAGCUUAUAUUCUUUGGUGGCUAUGGCUAUUAUCCUGAUGUGGAGCAGAUUGGAACCUUUGAGUUUGAUGAAACCUCUUUUUGGAAUUCAGGUCUUCCCAGAGGGUGGAACAAUCACGUACAUGUCCUAGAUACGGAGUCAUUUACUUGGAGCCAGCCUGUGACUACGGGUAAAUCACCAUCACCCCGAGCAGCCCAUGCAUGUGCUACAGUUGGAAACAGAGGAUAUGUCUUUGGAGGCAGAUAUCGAGAAUCUAGAAUGAAUGAUCUUUAUUUUCUUAAUCUGGAAACAUGGGAAUGGCAGGAGAUAGUUGUGCAGGGUAUUUGCCCUGUUGGACGAUCUUGGCAUUCUUUAACCACCAUUUCCUCAGAUCAUCUCUUCCUCUUUGGUGGCUUCACAACUGACAAGCAGCCACUCAGUGAUGCCUGGAUCUAUUGCAUCAGUAAAAAUGAAUGGAUACAGUUUGAACACAACCAUUUAGAGAAACCCCGACUCUGGCACACUGCUUGUGCAAGCGAUGAGGGAGAAGUGAUCGUCUUUGGGGGCUGUGCCAGCAAUUUACUUGCCCAUCACAAAGCAGCACAUAGUAAUGAGAUACUUGUGUUUUCUCUUCAACCCAAAUCCCUGGCAAGAUUGUGUUUAGAGACUGUUAUGUGCUUCAAAGAAAUCCUGGCCAAUUCCUGGCACUGCCUUCCCAAGCACCUGCUCCACAGACUCAACCAGCGCUUUGGUAGUAACAACACAUCUGGAUCAUAGGGAGAAUCUUCACUGGUCAUACUGUAUAUAGAUGGCCUUUCUAUAAAAAGAUGUAAUAAGUUUACCAUCCCUGAAUGACAAAAUGAAAUUUGUAUAGAUUAAAUGUUCUUGUGUUGUAAGUAGUGGCCACGUUGCUUUUAUGUCUUUUGCCUGCAUGUGAAUAGCUUAGAAAGAGAACCUAUUUUUGUGUAAAAUUUGGUUGCAAUAAAUGAUGUUAUUUAAUGCAA
This is a messenger RNA of Thamnophis elegans (Western terrestrial garter snake), 2016 nucleotides long. RefSeq names its product kelch domain containing 2 (gene KLHDC2). The transcript has 14 exons. The coding region runs from base 569 to 1789 and encodes 406 amino acids. Lineage: Eukaryota; Metazoa; Chordata; Lepidosauria; Squamata; Natricidae. The record is from RefSeq and is a predicted model, not a curated record. Gene Ontology annotation, molecular function: protein binding.